Talaromyces amestolkiae is the source of this 3186-nucleotide messenger RNA. RefSeq lists its product as uncharacterized. Gene Ontology annotation, cellular component: oxoglutarate dehydrogenase complex; mitochondrion. Gene Ontology annotation, biological process: tricarboxylic acid cycle. Lineage: Eukaryota; Fungi; Ascomycota; Eurotiomycetes; Eurotiales; Trichocomaceae. The record is from RefSeq and is a predicted model, not a curated record. Gene Ontology annotation, molecular function: thiamine pyrophosphate binding; oxoglutarate dehydrogenase (succinyl-transferring) activity. Bases 1 to 3186 code for a protein of 1061 amino acids. The transcript has 4 exons.
AUGAUGAGAGCUCUCGCUUCGAAAAAGGCGACGAGCGGUAGCUUGCUACUGCGUGGCAGCACCAGCUCUGCCUGCUCCGCGUGUCGCCGAUCUCAUUUUCUUGCUACCUCCAAGACCACCACUGCCGCUCUUGGUGCGCGAUCGAAUUUGCAAUUGACUGCCCGGAGACCGCUGGCCGUUAUCGAUCGGGUCUUUGCUGGCCGGAGGGAAUAUGCGCAGAGUGCGGAGGAGACUUCGCGGGGAGUGGAUGCCAACGAUUCCUUCCUCCAGGGAAACACCGCAAACUAUAUCGACGAGAUGUACCUAGCCUGGCGUAAAGAUCCUUCCAGCGUCCACAUUUCCUGGCAAACAUACUUCAAAAACAUGGAGAAUGGCGACAUGCCCAUCUCCCAGGCCUUCCAACCUCCCCCAACCAUCGUUCCUACCCCUGUCGGAGGUGUGCCACAGCAUAUGCACGCCGCAGGGCAGGAUUUGACGAACCACUUGAAGGUGCAACUUCUCGUCCGCGCUUACCAGGCUCGUGGUCACCACAAAGCCAAGACCGAUCCCCUCGGUAUCCGUGGCGAGGCAGAGGCUUUUGGUUACAACAAACCCAAGGAAUUGGAGCUUGAUCACUAUGGAUUCACCGAGAGAGAUCUCGACCAGGAGUUUACGCUUGGUCCUGGUAUCCUGCCCCGAUUCGAGACCGAGUCACGUAAGAAGAUGACUCUUCGUGAGAUUAUCGCUGCGUGCGAGAAGAUCUACUGCGGUUCCUACGGUGUCGAGUACAUCCACAUCCCUGACCGCAAGCCCUGCGACUGGAUCCGCGAUCGUUUCGAAAUCCCUCAACCAUACAAGUACUCUGUCGAUGAGAAGCGCCGCAUCUUGGAUCGCCUGAUCUGGAGUUCCAGCUUUGAGUCUUUCUUGGCUACCAAAUUCCCCAACGACAAGCGGUUUGGUUUGGAAGGUUGUGAGACACUGGUGCCCGGUAUGAAGGCUCUUAUUGACCGCAGUGUCGACUACGGAGUCAAGGACAUUGUUAUCGGAAUGCCCCAUCGUGGUCGUUUGAACGUCUUGUCCAAUGUUGUCCGAAAGCCUAACGAGUCUAUCUUCAGUGAGUUCUCUGGUUCUACCGAACCUUCCGAUGAAGGUUCCGGUGAUGUGAAAUACCAUCUUGGUAUGAACUUUGAGCGUCCUACUCCUUCUGGAAAGCGUGUUCAGUUGUCGUUGGUCGCCAACCCGUCUCACUUGGAAGCUGAGGACCCAGUUGUUCUUGGUAAGACUCGUGCUAUCCAGCACUACAACGGAGACGAAACAGAAUUCAACACCGCAAUGGGUGUUCUGCUUCACGGUGACGCAGCCUUUGCUGCCCAGGGUGUUGUCUACGAGACUAUGGGCUUCCACUCUCUCCCUGCUUACUCCACUGGCGGUACUGUUCACAUUGUUGUCAACAACCAGAUCGGUUUCACUACCGAUCCUCGAUUUGCUCGUUCUACUCCUUAUUGCUCUGAUAUCGCCAAGGCUAUUGAUGCUCCAGUCUUCCACGUCAACGGUGACGAUGUCGAAGCUGUCAACUACGUUUGCCAGGUUGCUGCCGAUUGGCGCGCCGAGUUCAAGCGCGACGUUGUCAUUGACAUUGUUUGCUACCGUAAGCAGGGUCACAACGAGACUGAUCAGCCAUCCUUCACCCAGCCUCUGAUGUACAAGCGUAUCGCUGAGAAGAAGAACCAGCUCGAUAUCUAUGUCAACAAGCUCAUUUCCGAGGGUACCUUCACCAAGGAGGACAUUGACGAGCACAAGAAGUGGGUCUGGGGUAUGUUGAACGACAGCUUCGACCGCAGCAAAGACUACCAGCCUACUGGUAAGGAAUGGUUGACUUCUGCAUGGAACGGUUUCAAGAGCCCCAAGGAGUUGGCCACUGAGGUCUUGCCUCAUUUGCCUACUGGGGUUGACAUUGAAACCUUGAGGUCUAUUGGUGACAAGAUCGGCGGAGCUCCUGAGGGUUUCAACGUCCACCGCAACCUCAAGCGUAUUUUGGGCAACCGAAAGAAGGCUGUUGAUGAGGGUCAGAACAUUGACUGGGCUACCGCCGAGGCUCUCGCUUUCGGUACCUUGGUCAAGGAGGGUCACCACGUCCGUGUUUCGGGACAGGAUGUUGAGCGUGGUACUUUCUCGCAGCGUCAUGCUGUUCUCCACGACCAGGAGUCUGAGGCUACUUAUACUCCUUUGCAGCACAUUAGCCAAGACCAAGGUACCUUUGUCAUCUCCAACUCUUCAUUGAGUGAAUUUGGCGUUCUCGGUUUCGAGUACGGAUACUCUUUGACUUCCCCUAAUGCCCUCGUCAUGUGGGAAGCUCAGUUCGGUGACUUUGCCAACAACGCUCAGUGUAUCAUUGAUCAAUUCAUUGCCUCUGGUGAAGUCAAGUGGUUGCAGCGUUCUGGUUUGGUUGUCUCGCUGCCUCACGGUUACGAUGGUCAGGGCCCUGAGCAUUCUUCUGGACGUAUGGAGCGCUGGUUGCAGCUGUCCAACGAGGAGCCUCGUGUCUUCCCUUCGCCUGACAAGCUUGACCGUCAGCACCAGGACUGCAACAUGCAGAUUGUUUGCAUGACUUCCCCUUCCAAUUUGUUCCACAUUCUGCGUCGUCAGAUCAACCGUCAAUUCCGUAAACCCCUCAUCAUCUUCUUCUCGAAAUCCUUGUUGCGUCAUCCUAUUGCUCGUUCCGACAUUGAGGAAUUCACUGGCGAGUCUCACUUCCAGUGGAUCAUCCCCGACUCAGCCCACGGUACCACUAUCGACGAGCCUGAGAAGAUUGAGCGUGUUAUUAUGUGCUCUGGUCAAGUCUACGCUGCUCUCACCAAGCAUCGUGAAGCCAAUGGCAUCCGCAACACCGCCAUCACUCGUGUCGAACAGCUCAACCCCUUCCCUUGGGCUCAGUUGAAGGAGAACUUGGACAGCUACCCCAACGCCAAGGACAUUGUCUGGGCUCAAGAAGAGCCCCUCAACGCCGGUGCCUGGUCUUUCGUCCAGCCCCGUAUCGAGACCUUGCUCAAUGCCACUGAGCACCACAACCGCCGCCACGUCAUGUACGCCGGUCGUGCCCCUAGCGCCUCUGUCGCCACGGGUCUCAAGGCCAGCCACGUCAAGGAAGAGCAAGAUUUGUUAGAGCAUGCUUUUAGCGUGCAUCAGGAGCGUCUUAAGGGGGAGUAA